This is a messenger RNA of Epinephelus moara (kelp grouper), 3201 nucleotides long. RefSeq names its product zinc finger protein 501-like. Gene Ontology annotation, biological process: regulation of transcription by RNA polymerase II. The transcript is spliced from 2 exons. The record is from RefSeq and is a predicted model, not a curated record. Gene Ontology annotation, molecular function: RNA polymerase II cis-regulatory region sequence-specific DNA binding; DNA-binding transcription factor activity, RNA polymerase II-specific. Gene Ontology annotation, cellular component: nucleus. Bases 131 to 1561 code for a protein of 476 amino acids. NCBI's taxonomy places the organism in Eukaryota, Metazoa, Chordata, Actinopteri, Perciformes, Serranidae.
AGGAGAGCAGCUGAGCUGCCCCGGAAGCUCUAUUCUUUCCUGUGGCUAACUUGACAGUGUUUGAACAAGAUGGCGUCGAGCAGAAACGUCUGUUAGCAGAGUGUCUUUGUUGUGUUUUUAAAGUGUGAAGAUGUGUAAAGUCCAAAUGCUGAGAGCGUUGGUGAAGCAGCGACUAACUGCGGCUGCUGAAGAGAUAUUUGGGCUGUUUGAAAGAACGAUAGCAGAGUACGAGGAGCAACUUUGUCGCUCAAAAGAGGAGAACGAGCGACAACGGAAACUACUGGACGCUGUUUACAACCCUCAGCUCAGGUUACACAGAGCAGUCCAGCAGCUGAUGAUGGUUAAAGAAGAGGUUCCCCCUGAGCAGCAGGAGUGGAGCUCCAGUGUGGACCAGGAGGACCCAGAGCCCCCACAUGUUAAAGAGGAAGAGGAGGAACUGUGGAGCAGUCAGGAGGGAGAGCAGCUUCAAGGGCUGGAGGAGGCUGAUAUCACCAAGUUCACAUUCACUCCUGUCCCUGUGAAGAGUGAAGAUGAUGAAGAGGAACCUCAGUCCUCACAGCUUCAUCAAACACAAGCUGAUGGAGAGGACUGGAGGAGCAGAGACCAUUCUGAAGCUGAGACUGAUGACAGCAACGACUGGAGGGAGACCAGAGAACCUCAGUCAGGUGUUGAUGAAGUACCUGUCGGCGAUAUGGAAUGUAAUAAUGAAAUAGCUUCAGUUAGCUUAUCUGAAUGUGCAAGAAGUUUCGACCACGAAGGAGCUCUGCAGGACGACCCUGGAGUCCACAUGGGGGAGAAACCCUUCAGUGGCUCAGAUUGUGGUCAAUCAUUCACUUGGAAGGACCAUUUGACUCAACACUUGGUUGUCCACACGGGGGAGAAACCAUAUAGUUGUUCUUUUUGUAGCAAAACAUUCACACUAAGGAAAGACUUGAAGCGACACUUGGUUGUCCACACGGGGGAGAAACCAUUUCAUUGUUCAGUUUGUAGUAAAACAUUUUCACAAAAGCAAAGUUUGGAUCGACACUCGCGUCUCCACACGGGGGAGAGACCAUUUAGUUGUCCAUACUGUGAGAAAACAUUCACUCAAACGAGCCAUUUGAGACGACACUUGGCUGUCCACACGGGGGAGAAACCAUUUAGUUGUCCAGUUUGCAAUAAAACAUUUUCAGUAAAGGAAGAUUUAAGGCGACACUCAGUCGUCCACACGGGGGAGAGACCGUUUCAGUGCUUGGAUUGCGGCAAAACAUUCACACAAAGGGCCAAUUUAAGAAAACACUUGGUCGUCCACACGGGGGAGAGACCGUUUAGCUGCUCAGUUUGUGGGAAAAAGUUCGCACAAGAUUUCCAUUUGAGGCGACACGCGGUCGUCCAUGCAGAGGAGAAACCGUUUACUUGUAGCGUUUGUAAUAAAAGUUUCACCCGGCUCUAUUCGAUGAACAAACACGAGUGUGUUGGUGUGGCAGAAAUAAGCGAAGUUUCAGAGACGAUUGGUGGGCCGGUUUUUCACGGCAGUAUUGAAGUACAGAGGGAGACACUUGGCUCAACACUGAUCGACUGAAAACUGUCAGAAAGACUCCAAAAUAACUAUUUUCAGCCAAGAUGAAGGUACACAGACAUUUAGAUUCUCUUUGACGUGGUAUUUAUUCAUUUUUCUGGGGCACUGUGCUGUUAGAUAUUCAUUCAUUCAUUUUCUGAAACCGCUUAUCCUGUUAGAGUUCGUGGUAGGGCUGGGCUGGCUCCUGGUGUUUUCUGGCUGAACGGUGAUACACGAUAUAUAUCUCCAUAUUUUCAGCUGUAAACUGAUCCACAGCUAAAGUCCCUGUUGUUUCUGCUGCAUGUGUUUUUCCACAGCAGGGCAGGUAAAAGAAGUUUACCUGUUGGAGGUGAGCUGUUUGCAGAGGUGCAGUAAGAGCCUGUUGGCUGCAGCUCUUCAUCAUCAUCAUCAUCAUCAUCAUGAUCUCACUGUGGCUGUUUCUGCUUUCACUUUCCUCCCUGCUGUGUUAUUACACUUGUCUUAAAGGGAUAGUGCACCCAAAAAUGAAAAUUCAGCCAUUAUCUACUCACCCAUAUGCCGAGGGAGGCUCAGGUGAAGUUUUAGAGUCCUCACAUCACUUGCAGAGAUCCAAGGGGAGAGGAGGUAGCAACACAACUCCACCUAAUGGAGGCUGAUGGCGCCCCAGAUUCAAACGUCCAAAAACACAUCAUUGAAACCACAAAAGAUCUCCAUACUGCUGGUCCGUAGUGAUCCAAGUGUAAAUGAGGUUUUUCCAAACAGCUUUUUAUGUCGGGGCUUCAGGACACUUGGAUCACUACGGACGAGCAGUAUGGAGAUAUUUUGUGGUUUCAAUUAUGUGUUUUUGGACGUUUGAAUCUGGGGUAUUUUUGGGUGCACUAUCCCUUUAAUUGAAGGCUAAUGAAGUUUCACUAAUUUGGUGAUAAACAAAUUUCAUUUCCUGGAGAGUCUUAAAAAUAAAAGUCCCCCGUUAGUUUGUUAUGUAAAAACUUUUAUUGUGAAGCAGCAAAAUAAGGAAAUGUUGAGUUUUCGAGCAGUAACUUCUCACAACAUCUAACACAGCUGAUAGUGAACACGAAACAGUCAAAUAAAUCAGAUAUGUAAAGUACAAACAGGACGCAGGCGAGAAACUAAACUCCAAACCUCAGAGAUUCAGUCAGAAGCUACAGACGUACUGAGAGCUGAACACACAGAGACUUUUAAAGACGCCUGUCUCUCUGGUCUCCUGCAGACAGAGGGGAGGAGAGGCUCAACACACACGGCUUGUUUGAGAGACAGAAACGAGCCGAUCGGGUGUUGGCUGCAGCCGGUGAGAUGCCACCGCGACCUGCUUGAGUGUGGGCGGCCCAGCGUUUGGACCUUCUCCGGCAAAGGAGUAGGUGCACAGCUCGGCGUGGCACUGUGCAUCUAAACUGAUACUGAAAGACAAAUCUGUGCAGCAUGGCUUGACUGGGCGUGGCUAAAAGUUCCAGAGGAAAAGGCCCACGGUUUGUACGUGUGCUACUGCGGUAACUUCAUCCAUCUCACAGACUGAUGCAGCGCAGCUCUGCAACAUCCAGACGGGAGGGAUGAACACUGGUGUGUGUUAUGUGAUGCGACUUGAUCCUAUAGCGAUGUAAACGUUGGUGUCUAAGUCUAUAUCUUGCUUUAAGAUAUAUUGGAAUAUUGUUAAAAAAAAAAACAGU